Molecule: messenger RNA, 1578 nt
Organism: Phycomyces blakesleeanus NRRL 1555(-)
Lineage: Eukaryota; Fungi; Mucoromycota; Mucoromycetes; Mucorales; Phycomycetaceae
Exons: 7
Coding region: 1-1578 (525 amino acids)
Source: RefSeq, a predicted model, not a curated record
AUGGCUACCUAUACAUAUUUUAUCAACAAACCAUUCUUUAUGGAGGUUUUCUUGUCUCUGGUUGAAAGACAAGUACGCGACGGCAUAAAAAGUGGAAAUGGAAAAUCAAAAAUGAAAGACGAAACACUUCGAUAUCGUGAUUUUAUUAUGAAGCACAAAGAAGCGUGUUGUGAACAUGCUGGAUAUGUACCUCCAAAGCUAACUCACGCUAAACAAUCCGCCGAUUAUGAAUCUACCAGGAUACCUACCGCCUAUAUAAACAACAUAAAAGCACACUUUGCCAGAAAACAGUUACCAAGGGGUGAUUUUUUAGAUGAAAAUCAAAGGUCUUUGGUGGCAAGUAUUUUGGCGAUAUAUCCUGAAAGCUAUACACUUUUAAAGAGCUCGAUAUAUUAUGAUGUUCAAGCAAUUCCUUUAAAUCAUAUGAAAGCCUUCUGCAAACUUGGCCAGCUAUUGAAACCAUUGCCAUUUGAUAAGAAGGCACUUAAGAAACAAAAGGUUGACAAAUCUUUAUUUUUUCAAGAGAUGAUGCUAACCAAUGGUGUUAGUGUUACUAUUUUGAAGCAAAAUUUUGAAUCUGGACGCUGUCAAAAAACGGAUGCUGCUGUUACAUCUGGAGAAUCCAGCACCAAUACAGGUCGGAAGAUUAAAAGAACAAAAACAAUUAAUGAAGAUAGCUUUACAAACAAUUACGAUAAACAAUUCUCAAUUAUUUCGAUUUACAAAAAAUCAAAGAAACAAGAAAUCACGACGGUUAAGGUUUUUAACAAACAAUUUGAAGCCAGAGUCUAUCCAAUUGAAAAAACAGGGGACAUUUAUUACGGAAAGCAUUUAAUGUUCAUUAAGCGUCUUCGCGAUGCCCGUCCUGGAAUUGCUAAGCUUGAUGCUUAUAUCUACUAUCUCACUCUCCUUCUGUCAACUAAGCAUAUUGCCCGAAGACUAGCAAGUCAAAAAGAGCAACUAUCAGAAGGAGUCAAUGCCAAACAAGUUCAAGUUAAGCAGGGACCGCAUGUUAUAGUACCAAAGCUCCUCGUUUUACCGUUUCGUCAAAUGAAAUUUAUAUCAAAUAUAAACUAUGACAGGUGCGAUUCGAGGUUGGCAGAGGAUCUGAGAAUUUUUUUUGAAAAGGAUCCAGUUUUCGUCUUUGGGGACUGGUCCGCCCCAAAUGUGAAGUUCCAAGAGCCAUCAAGGAAUAAAGACAUAUUGAAGUAUCUGGAGAAAAGCCGUUUCUCUAUUUAUAUGAUCAAUGAAUAUAAGACGUCGAGUUGCUGUUCCAUUUGCCCAACAGGUGAGAUGGAGAACUUUAAAAAAAAUGCCAAUCCUCGACCACUUCAAAGAGAAAAAUUUCCCAAUGUACUAUGCCAUGGUCUAUUAAGAUGUAAAAAUAAAGCCUGUUUAGUCAAUGGGAAAGGAAGGCUUUUUAACAGAGAUACAGCAGCAGCUAUAAAUUUUCGUUUAAUAUUAAAUUCUUUGAGGGAAGAAGAUCGAAGACCGCCAAGAUUUAUUAGAACAUCAAAGGUGCUCUUCAGCGGUCUCGGUAUAAUUCAAAAUUAUGUGAUAAAGAAAAGUUUUAUCUAA